GAAGCGCAUGCGCGGGGCGGGACCCGCUCUUUUGAAUCCGAGAGGCGGCGUUCGGAUUCCUGAGGCUUUGCGACUGAGGAGUGUGUUAGAGCAUGUGCAAUAAUGUCAUCCCAAAAGAGAGUUAAGGACUCUCAGGCUCAAAAGAGGACUUCCCAAGUUAGUGAUAGUUAUCAGACUAAUCUGGCGGGGGAAGAAAAAGAAGACCUGGAUGACUCAAAGUGCAACUUGAAUGAUGAACAAGACAAUCCACCAGAGGAUUAUGGACAUGCUGAUGAUCAAGGAGAAGAUGCUCUGCAAAUAGCAGUGAGAUACUUUGAGAAGGAUUCCACUAAAACUUCACAGAGUAAAGAUAAAAUCUUGGAAAAGCACUUGAAAACUGUGGAAAAUGUGGCGUGGAAGAAUGGGUUAGCUCCAGAAGAAAUUGAUGUUCUAUUAAAUGUGGCACUCAAUGGCAAAUUUGGGAGUGCUGUAAACACUCGGAUAUUGAAGUGUAUGAUUCCAACAACUCUAAUAGCAGAAGAUUCUGUGGUUAAGGCGGUCUCCUGGCUUUGUGUGGGCAAGUGUUCUGGUAGCACCAAGGUACUUUUUUAUCGUUGGCUGGUUGCGAUGUUUGACUUCAUUGAUCACAAGGAUCAAAUUAACUUGCUCUAUGGCUUCUUUUUUGCUUCAUUGCAAGAUGAUGCACUGUGCCCUUAUGUCUGCCAUUUGUUAUAUUUACUUACCAAAAAAGAGAAUGUUAAACCAUUUCGGGUGAGAAAAUUGCUUGAUCUUCAGGCCAAAAUGGGAAUGCAGCCUCAUCUCCAGGCUUUAUUGUCGUUGUAUAAGUUCUUUGCUCCUACGUUGAUUUCUGUAACUUUGCCUGCAAGGAAGAAGAUCUAUUUUAAGAAUUCAGAGAAUUUGUGGAAAGCAGCUCUAUUUGCUGUGAGGCAAAGGAAUCAGGGACCCCCUCCUGAACCUCUAAAAUUGAUGUUAGGUCCAGGUCAAGUCCGUCCUGUAAAAAGGAAAUGGAAUUCUUACUCAGUUAUACCAGUGCUAAAUUCUAGUAGCUGCAUUAAAGAAUGUGGGAAAAAAGAGAGGACUCUUUCUGAUUAUCUCAGUAGCAAUGAAUCGUUUCCACUAGAACAGCUUAAAAGCUUCCCUCAGCUCUUACAGAACAUCCACUGCUUAGAGCUGCCUUCUCAGAUGGGUGCAGUGUUGAACAACUCUCUGUUACUUCACUAUCUUAACUGUGUCAAAGAUGAGUCUAUCUUACUGAGGCUUUAUCACUGGUUGAGUCAAACAUUACAAGAAGAGUGCAUUUGGUACAAGAUGAAUAAUUAUGAACAUGGAAAACAAUUUACCAACUUCCUGGACACUAUCAUCAGGGCACAGUGCUUCUUACAAGAGGGGUUUUAUUCCUGUGAAACAUUCCUGUACAAGAGCCUUCCUCUCUGGGAUGGCUUCUGUUGUCGAUCACAGUUCCUUCAACUUGUGACCUGGAUUCCUUUUAGUAGCUUCUCUGAGAUGAAACCACUUCUUUUUGACCAUCUAGCACAGCUCUUCUUUACAUCAACCAUUUAUUUCAAGUGUAGUGUUCUCCAGUGUCUGAAAGAACUACUGCAGAAUUGGCUGUUGUGGCUUUCUACAGAUAUUCACAUGAAACCUGUGAUGAACAGUCCUCUAGAGACAACUUUAGGUGGAUCCAUGAACUCUGUGUCUGAACUGAUUCACUACGUGGGGCAGCUGUCCAUUACUGCAGUGCGCUUGGAAAACAACAGUACUUUCUUACUGCACUUUAUUUUGGAUUUCUAUGAGAAGGUGUGUGACAUAUAUAUAAAUUACAACCUUCCAUUAGUGGUGUUGUUUCCUCCGGGGAUCUUCUAUUCUGCUCUCCUUAGCCUAGAUUCCAGUAUCCUGAAUCAGCUAUGUUAUAUCAUGCACAGGUAUCGUAACAAUUUGACAGCUGCCAAGAAAAAUGAGUUGGUACAAAAGACAAAAUCAGAGUUCAAUUUCAGCAGCAAGACCUAUCAAGAAUUUAAUCACUAUUUGACAGCCAUGGUUGGUUGUCUGUGGACAUCCAAACCUUUCCAGAAAGGAUUAUAUAUUGACCCUGAAGUCUUAGAAAAAGCUGGAAUAGCAGAGUAUAAAAACAGUUUAAAUGUAGUUCAUCACCCUGCUCUACUGAGUUAUGCUGUUUCCUUUCUGCUACAGGAAUGGCCAGAAGAAAGGACAGUAAGCGUGAGCUCUAUUCGGGGAAAGAAAUGGAACUGGUAUUUGGACUAUUUAUUUUCAGAGGGGUUACAAGGCUUGAAACUUUUCAUAAGAAGUAGUAUUCAUCAUUCUUCUGUCCCCUGAUCAGAGAGCUUAAACUGCAGCAUCAACAUUAAGUGAAUUUUGACUGAAACGACUGACCAUACCGGACUAAAUUCUUUUCCUUGUUGCUAGAGAGGCCAAGCGGUUCAACUUGAGUUUCCAUUAUCUUUGCAUCAACAGAUUGCCAUCCUCAGGGAGUAUUUGGACUGGCCUUCUCUGCGUGCCCCCAGGAGAGCCUCAGUGUGGCUAACUUUAUUUUUCAGGAUCUAGAUUCUUUAGCCCACUAGUAAAAAAUGACUUCAUCAUCAGGCUCUGCCUUCCACCAAAUUAUAUGUAGAUAUAUCUGUUAUGUGACAGGAUUUUUCACAUUCUUGUGUACUGUAAGUUGCAUUGAUGGAAGAGAGCAGGUAAUAUAUAGUGGCAGUUAAGCCACAGACAUGCUCAUGCAAAAUGCCCUGCCUCUGAAACCUCUGGGGAUAUUGCCAUUUUCCUUAUUGUGAACAACAGUGUCAGCAUCUUCAAGUUAACAGGAUAUAUUUCUAACUCUAACUCAUUGGUAGCUUCCUGGGCCUUCACUAGUAGCAAUUUGAUAAGGAAGUGGAGAGGAUUGUGGGAUAAUCUAAAAUGUUCCUAUUUAGUCCAGUUUGAUUUCAGAAAACUAUACUAUUUUGUGUGUGUAUGUUUAUGUUAUAUGCCCAUUUUUAAGUGGUCAGGUCCAAGUAAACAUACUUUAUUUUCGGGGAUAAUUCUGAAGCUUUAAAAAAAUUUUACAGUAGCUAGAAUAUUUUGCUGAAAAUUCAGCCUCACCACUACCGAGUAACUUCUCUUCUAGUAAAAUUCAUAUCACUUGAGAGAAAUUAAGCUGAUUUUACUUUUGUUUUUAAGGGCACAUUCUUAUGGUUCUUGUUUUUCCUUUAAAGCAAAACAAAACUCUUUAUUAUUAGGUAGUGUUCAGACUAGAAUCCAAUUCAUUUUUUGAUUCAAUACAUAUUUAUCUAGCUUACUGUGUGGCAGAUAUUCUUUUGUGUGCUGGUUGUAUAGCUGUGACCAAUACAAAGUACUGCUUUUGUAGAUUUACUACAUCCCUUUGGAAAAGGCAGACAAUAAAAAUAUAAGCAAAAAUAUAGUAUGAGGUGCUAUAAGGAAGAAGCAAGGAGUAGGGGCAGAAUAUUGAGAGGGUUGCUACUUUAAGGCCUAUUUGAGGAGGUGACCUAUGCAGAAGCCCUAAUGAAAUAAGUGUAUGAGCCAUGUGAAAAUUUGGGGAAAGAGCGUUCUGGGCAGAGGUAAAGGCAAGUUGUAAAAGACUUAAAAAUGGUAACUUAGUUGGCAUGUUUGAGGACUAGCAGAGAGGCCAGUAAGGUUACAAUAUAGUAAUUAAAAGAGAAGAGUGGUAAGAAUGAAAUAGAGAAACCAGAGAGUAGUUCAUGAUGUGUAAUGGAUAGAUAAUAGGGAGCCAUUAGAAGGAUUGAGAGCAGAGUGAUAUAAUUUGAUUUACCUGUAUGGAGCUGUAGUUUGAAGGUUAUACUGAAGAAGAUUAAGGGUUAAAGCAGAGAGACCAGUUAAGUUAUUAGAGUUCUAGGCAAGAGUCUUUGACUAGUGUGGUAGAUGAUGGGAAGGUAGUUGGAGAGUGGAUUUAGGUUCUACUUUAAACUUAGAGAAGAUAGGAUCUGUGUUAGCUUGGAUAUGAAGAGAGGGAAAGAGAGGAGUAAAGGGUAACUCCUAGGUUUCUGACAUCCUGGCAUACUGGAGGAGGAACAGAUUUGGAGGGGUGUGGAUUCAGAAGCUCUGUUUUGGCCAUAUUAGGUUGGAGGUGCUGAGUAGACAGGCGAUAUCCAGGCCUAGAGUUCAGGGUACGUAUUGGGAUUGGCAAAAUUAAUUUGGGCAUCAUUAAUGAAUAGCCAUGACAUCUUAGGAGAUCACUUAGUGCUGAUAGAAAAAAGAAGAUAAAGACAGCAAAGAACUGAGUCCUGUUGUGUAAGCCAACAUUAGGAAGUAGAAGAAAAAAGGAGGAACCAGCUAAAGACUGAGAAAGACCCACCAGUGGCUAGAAGAAAAGUAAGAAGACUGGUUGUGCUGGAAGCCAAGUGAAAAAAGUGUUUUGAACAAGAGAGGGAGUAUUUAUUGGUGUGGAAUGUUGCCUCUAUACCCAGGUAAAAAACUUUUAGCUGCUUUGAAGUAAAUGUGAUAGUGUCCCCGAUAGAUAACCUUUCUCACUUAGAGUUCUCUUUCAUUUUUAAGUUUGCAGUCCAAAUAAUUUUCCAUAUUUUUAUUCAGAACACAAUAUUUUGGUCAUUAAGAUCAAGUGGAACUUUCACUUGUGAGAAGGAUUUGAUUAUUUUUCAUGAAAUUUAAUCCCCAACAAUCUUCCAGUCAUGGAAGAAAUUUCUAAACCUGAGUUUUUGUUCCAGGAAGAAAAUAUUUUUCCCUUAUGCUUGUCUUUUUGUUCAGUAAUCAUUUCCUGGGUUCUUUUCUGUUCAUAUUCUUCUCUUGAUCCAGUUUUUUGACCCACUUAAGAUUAGAUGUGCAAAUAAGCCUAAUCUAGUUAUUUAAGAACUUUUUUGAAGGCUGUUCAUGGCAAAGGAAAAAAAGAUUUAAAUAAGAAAAGCUAUUUUGCUUUAGAGCAAACAUUGCCUAGAAAAGAAAAAGAAAAUUUGAUUUAUUAUCCCAAUUAUACAGAAAGAAUUCUUUCUUUACCUAGUAUUUCUAUAAAAUUGUUAAUGUUAUAAAUAUUGACUUAAUAAUGUUCAAUACUAAGUUGCUGUUAGAUUUAUAACAUUUUGGGGCACCUGGGUGACUCAGUCUGUUAAGCAGCUCCCUUUGGCUUGGGCUGUGAUCUUAAUCAGGGUCCUGGGAUCUAGCCCCAGUUGGGCUCUCAGCUCAAUGGGGAGUCUGCUUCUCACUCUCCGUCUGUACUCUCCCUCUCUCUCAAAUAAAUAAAAUCUUUAAAAAAGGAUUUCUAAUAUUUUAUUUUUCUUUUUAUUAUAACUUCUUCCUCUUGGUCUUAAGGACAAUGUAGAAAGAAAAGUAGACAAGUCUAUGGUGUCUCACAUAAAAUUUCUGUUUGCAGACAUUCUCUCUUUAUAUCAGAUACAUUUUAUAUCACACAAUGGUUUACUAGAAAUAAGAAAAAUUAUUCUCUAAAGUUGGUAUUAUAUUGGGGCACCUGGGUGGCUCAGUCAGUUGCGCAUCUGAC
Lutra lutra (Eurasian river otter) is the source of this 5485-nucleotide messenger RNA. RefSeq names its product centromere protein I (gene CENPI). The coding region runs from base 103 to 2334 and encodes 743 amino acids. The transcript is spliced from 21 exons. The record is from RefSeq and is a predicted model, not a curated record. Gene Ontology annotation, cellular component: kinetochore. NCBI's taxonomy places the organism in Eukaryota, Metazoa, Chordata, Mammalia, Carnivora, Mustelidae.